CAAUAGGGACAUCCUCUUCUUGUCAAGAUAAAGAAGCACAGUUCUCCAUCAAAGAUCAAAAAGCGAGGCUGUCACAUAGAGUAAGGCUCGAGAAGCAGUGAAAUAAUCACCAGUCAGAUGUUCAGAAAUACCAGAUAAACUCUAUCAAAUUAAAAUUCCCAGCUCCACGGAUCAUCUAUGAAUAGUCUCUCGAUACACUUGAUUGCACUUGCUGUGUGCAUAGCUCUCCUAGUGACUGCCAUACCGUCUGUAUAUACGUUGGACAAUGGAGACUCCUCUUUAGAAGCAACUGAAGAUCUGCCGAGUGUCUUCCUUGCUAUUCUGGCUAGAAAUUCAGCUCACAUGCUACCCAACUUUCUCGGUUAUCUGGAGAACUUGGACUAUCCUAAAGACAGGAUUUCAUUGUGGAUCAGAACAGACCAUAACGGUGACAACACCACGGCAAUACUUGCUGAGUGGGCAGAAAACGUUAAGCUCGUGUACAAAUCUGUGGACUUGAAGUCAUCAGACGAGUGGCUGUAUCCGAACCUUGACCCUUUCGAGGAGCAUGACGAGAGGUUCGUCCAUGUUGCCCAGUUGAGACAGGAAGGUCUGGAGGCGGCCAGGCGUUCAGGGGCAGACUACCUCUUUCGGCUAGACUGUGACAACUUUCUGGUGAACAACAGGACACUACGGAUUCUGAUGGAUCAGCAAAGGGCAAUAGUGGCUCCGAUGCUAAAGUCGGGCAAGGAUGCUGCUUACUCCAACUUCUGGUGUGGAAUAGACAGCCGGGGCUACUACAAACGUACCCCUGACUAUAUCCCUAUCCUCCAAGGGACGCAGGUGGGCUGUAUCCCAGUCCCUGUGGUUCACUCCGCCCUCCUCGUUGACCUAAGGUGGGCGGGGUCAGAGAGGCUCCAACACUGGCCGGCACUGGACGGGUUCACUGGACCCAUGGAUGAGGUUACACACUUGGCAUACUCGGCAAAAAUGGCAGAUCUGCCUAUGCACAUUCUGAACACCGAGGUGUUGGGGUUCAUGGUCAAACCAGAGGACUAUGAGAGCCUGGACCACGCUGCUCAGGACUUCCUCAACUUUAAGUUGGAGAACCUUGUGGACCACCCCCCUAUACUGUACAGUCAGUACAUCUCUAGACCACCCCCUGUCAAGAACAACUUGGGGUUGGACGCGGUGUUCAUGAUUGGGCUAGUACGGAGGCCAGAAAGAAGGAACCGGAUGAUUUUAAGCCUGGACGAGCUCAACUUCAACUACACCCUCUUUGAUGCUGUCGAUGGAAGACAGUUGAAUCAGAGCUACCUGGACAGUCUGGGCAUCAAGUACCUACCCGGCUGGAAGGACCCUUGGGGAGAACGACCUAUGACCUUUGGAGAGGUCGGCUGUUUCCUUAGUCACCACAUGAUAUGGCAGCAGAUGAUGACGGAGGGUCUGGAUCAAAUCCUGAUUCUCGAGGAUGAUGUCGUGUUUGAGCCCUACUUCCGACAUGACCUCACUAGAGUGCUGGAAGAGGCCAAUCGGAUCACACCAAACUGGGACCUCAUUUAUGUUGGACGGAAAGCCCUGCACUGGAAAGAUGAGCAGCUGGUGAACGGGAGCAAGAGACUGGUGUGGCCGCGCUAUUCCUAUUGGACGCUGGGUUACCUCCUGUCUCAGCGAGGGGCACGGAAGCUGCUGGAGGCAGAACCAUUUACCAAGAUGCUCCCUGUGGACGAAUACCUCCCCAUCAUGUUUAAUGUGCACCCUGAGUUGGAAUGGGCUGCCCACUUCACUAGUCGUAACCUGGAGACCUACUCGGCCUUCCCCCUCCUAGUACACCCCACCCACUAUGUGGGGGAUGAUGGGUGGUUCAGCGAUACAGAGCCUCCCAUUGAUGUGCUGAAUCAGAUCAGAGAACGCAAAGAAGCAGCAGAGAAGGCGGGAAAGAUUGCUGAGAAGGUAGAGACCAGCCAUCAAGCCAAGAUCAGAGAGCAAGCCACUCAGAGACAAAUAGAAGCUCUCAAAGCCAAACUGAAACCAAAAUCAGAACUUUAGUUAAAAAAACUGCUCCUCUUUUUGCUAUCACAUGUGUAAUAUACAGUAAUGGUUUUCAAAAGAAUGUUGAUGUUGGGAUGAUAA
Messenger RNA from Halichondria panicea, 2112 nucleotides. Its product is annotated as procollagen galactosyltransferase 1-like. Gene Ontology annotation, molecular function: procollagen galactosyltransferase activity. The record is from RefSeq and is a predicted model, not a curated record. The transcript has 13 exons. Bases 178 to 2028 code for a protein of 616 amino acids. NCBI's taxonomy places the organism in Eukaryota, Metazoa, Porifera, Demospongiae, Suberitida, Halichondriidae.